Molecule: messenger RNA, 4670 nt
Organism: Sceloporus undulatus (fence lizard)
Lineage: Eukaryota; Metazoa; Chordata; Lepidosauria; Squamata; Phrynosomatidae
Product: collectin-12-like
Exons: 10
Coding region: 323-2542 (739 amino acids)
Molecular function (GO): signaling receptor activity
Source: RefSeq, a predicted model, not a curated record
AGAGGAGAGGAGGGGCAGAGGUUGGUCCUGAGAGCCCAAGCCAGGCAGGAGACAUUUCAAAACUUUUGGAGGCAACUGAGGCAAAAGAGAGAGAAAGAGGGAGAAAGAGAGAAGAAGUCUGGGGCUCCCUCCCUUGCUCCCUCCCUUCCAUCCUUCCCAAAGGGCCAUCUUCUUCCUGGGCGCUCAGCUGGAAAAGUCCAAGCAAGGAGUUUUGUGCAACAGGAGCACACUUUCUUGUUUUCUUUUUCUUUUUAGUCUCCUUUUUCUUUUCCUGCCCAGCGCCUGAGAGUUUUCCUAUGUGGCUGCCUUGUCGUGUGCCAACAUGAAAGACGACUUUACAGAAGAAGAGGAGGUUCAGUCCUUCGGCUACAAGAGAUUUGGUAUUCAAGAAGGAACACAAUGUACCAAGUGUAAAAGUAACUGGGCACUGAAGUUUUCCAUCAUACUUUUGUAUAUAUUAUGUGCCUUGCUAACGAUCACUGUAGCCAUUCUGGGAUACAAAGUUGUAGAAAAAAUGGACAAUGUUACUGGUGACCUGGAAAGUUCGCAUCAAAGAUACAGUGAGAAACUUACAGAAGUGGAGAGUGACCUGAAGAAACUGGAUUACCAAGCUGGUGAGAAAGCCAUGAGCACCAACACAGAGCUUUCAAGUUUCAAAGAUGAUAUUCUGGCCCUCCGCCAGCAGCUCCAUGAGAUUUCAGAGAAAACUGCAAAGAACAAAGAUACACUGGAGAAGUUACAGGAGUCUGGUAAUGUAUUGGAUGAUCGGCAGAGCCAAAUGAAAGGCGUUCUGGAUAGCAACUCUUUCAUGAUCGUCAGUGUCAAUAGAACACUUCAGGCCUACAAUGGCUACAUCAAUGACCUUCAAGAAGACACAAGCAACAUUCAAACCACUUUGCAAAGCCAACUGCGUUCACAUAAUGUCGUCAUCAUGAAUCUAAACAAUCUCAAUCAGACGCAAGUUCAGCAAAGAGAUCUUAUUAGUGCUUUGCAAAGAUCUGUGGAUGAUACAAGUCAAGCUAUCCAGAGAAUCAAAAGUGACUUUCAAAACCUUCAGCAGGUUGUCCUCCAAGCACGGAAGGACACAGACUGGCUUAAAGAGAAAGUGCAGAAUUUGCAGGCGUUAGCAGCCAACAAUUCAGUUUUAGCCAAAGCGAAUAACGAUACGCUUGAGGAUAUGAAUAGUCAGCUGAACUCAUUCAGUGGACAGAUGGAGAAUAUCACCACCAUUGCCCAAGCUAAUGAACAAAGUUUGAAAGAGCUCCAGGAACGUCAUAAAGAAUAUGAAAAUGGAACAUCUGCCAAGUUCAACCAGCAAGAAAACCGAUUUCAGAGCUUUGAGACAGAUAUUGUCAACAUUAUCAGCAAUAUUAGUUACACUGCCCAUCACUUGCGGACACUGACAAGCAAUCUCAAUGACGUCAGGACAACAUGCACGGAUACUCUUAGCAAACAUACAGAUGAGCUGACAUUUAUGAACAACACAUUAGCAAAUAUUCGCUUGGAUGCUACAGCUCUUAGAAUGCAACAAGAUGUAAUGAGGACAAGGCUAGAUAUUGAGGUAGCCAAUUUAUCAGUAAUCAUGGAAGAAAUGAAGCUGGUUGAUUCCAAACAUGGACAGCUCAUUAAGAAUUUCACAAUCCUGCAAGGUCCCCCAGGUCCAAGAGGUCCCAAAGGUGACAGAGGGCCCCAGGGUCCUAUUGGCCUUACUGGGCCCAAAGGACAAAAAGGAGAAAAAGGUGAACCAGGACCUCCAGGACCUCAGGGUGAAAAGGGGCCAAGUGGACCAGUUGGACCCCCAGGGGAAAAAGGUGGGAAAGGCUCCAGAGGUUCACCUGGAUCCAAAGGUCAAAGAGGUUCAACAGGGAAGACUGGUCUGCCAGGACCCAGCGGAGACCCAGGACCACCUGGACCACCUGGGAAGGAUGGCCCCCCAGGUCCUCCAGGCCCACCUGGACCCCAAGGCCUACAAGGAAUUGUUGGGGUACCAGGACUACCUGGUCCUCGUGGAUUACCCGGUCUGACUGGUGCACCUGGACUACAUGGGCUACAAGGGCAGCCUGGGCCUCCUGGACCUCCUGGACCACCAGGUCCAGGAAUACCUGUGGCACUACAGAGUGAGGCUAAUGGUUGUCCCAUUUACUGGAAGAAUUUUUCAGGGAACUGUUACUACUUUUCAACAGAAAGAGCCAUUUUUGAAGAUGCAAGGCUUUUCUGCGAAGAGAAAGCAUCACAUUUAGUUUUCAUAAAUAAUAAAGAGGAGCAGCAAUGGCUAAAAAAACAGGUUAUUGCAAAAGGCAGCUUCUGGAUUGGGCUCACAGAUGCAGCAAAGGAAGAUGAAUGGCGAUGGUUGGAUGGAACAUUACCAGAAUAUGUAAACUGGAGUGCUGGGCAGCCUGAUAACUGGAAACAUGGCCAUGGACCAGGGGAAGAUUGUGCUGGUUUAAUUCAUGCUGGGUUCUGGAAUGACUUUUACUGUGAAGAUGUUAACAGUUUUAUUUGUGAACAGGAGACGGACAAAGCUCAGGCUCCAGGAUUGUAAUAGGCUGUGAACUAAGAGACACAAGAGACUGAGACCUGAAUGAUGAAAUAUCCUCUGGGACUGAAUCAUCACCCACCCUAGAAAGGGAGCACUGAGAACUUUAUGAUAAACAUACUUCAUCAGCACAAUCUGUCCUCCACAUCUUCUAAUCUUCCAGGGGUUUUACAACUUGUUGCACAAAAGAACUGAUUGGAAAUUGCAAUUGGAGUGAACUACAUGUAGAUCCUCUUCAGCCAUGCUACUUGUAAAUCUUGAAGAUAUUUACUAUUAGUCAAUGAACUGUGCCAAACUGACUAUAAAUAAUGACUUUUCCACUGUAGGAAGAAGGGGGAAAUACAAAGCUACUGUGUAAAUGCAACAGCCACUUGCUAAAAUCCCAAAUAUCAUCAAAUUAUAUAAAUAUACAUUUAUAAAUAUAUAUAAAUUUUAUAUAAAAAUAUAUAUAGUCCAGUCCUGAUCAGUAAUAUAGAAUAUACUUUUUAAAGCUUUUAAAUUUUUGUAUUUUUGUACAAAAUAUUUGCUUAUUACAUUGAUCUUUUUAAUUGCCUUUUUUAUAUAAAUAUAGUAUACCGAUGCCAAAGAAAAUAGCAGUGACACUACUUAUCAUUCAUUAGAAAUGAUUGUCAGGUAUAAGUCUCAUUAGCUAUAAAAAUGUAUUUUGCUUUCAUACAGUUCCCAGAUAAAUUGCCAUCAUCUAAUAACUUGUGAAGCUGAUUAAAAUUGCCAUUCACAGUAUUCCACAAAAGCAUAGAAUAUGGUGUGAUCCCAGUGAAAGAUAUGCUGCAGUCCUCAAAUCUCCUUUCCCUAUCAGUUGGUCCAAUUGACUGCAAUGGGAUGACUCCAAAGUAUGGCAGAGUAACCUCUAUUGAGGAGUGAGGGAAGCCUAGCAAUCCUAUCCUAUCCUCAGGAACAAUGAUUAUUACUCUGCCUUCAGGGAAGAGGCAUUGCACUUGAAAGGAAGGACCUGAACGCAGUGGUAGGAUACAUGCUUCGCAUGCUGAAAGCCACUGGUUCAAAGACAGUUAUUUCCAGUUAAAGUAGCAAGUGGUGGGAAGGACUUCUCCCUGGAUCCCUGGAGGAUUGUUGCCAGCGUGCAUAAAUAAUAGUGGGGUGAGAGGGACCACAACAGUCUUACCUAGUAUAAAGAAGAUACCUAUGUUUUAUUAUAUCCUUCCUAUUUGGAUGGUUUCUAUUGGCAUAUAAACCAAACUGAUGAUUGGAUUGUGUAAUACUAACAAAUAGGUUGCAACUGAAAUAGACAUUUCAUUCAGAUGUGUAUGUUGUCUUCAAUAUCUUUUGGGGUUUUGUUUUUUGACUCAUUUUUUUUUAAGAAUGACAGUGGAGCAGCAUGAGGAUACUUUAUCCUUUAACUGAUAGACUUUUUUUUCUGCUGCAGAUCAGUCCCUCUAAGCUGUUGCCCUUACCCUCCCUGGGAAAAAUGGAUUGGUGAAAUGUUUAAAGUGCCUCCUCGCUAUUGUUACUUCUUUCCUUCUUGUCAACCACUCAAAAGCUCAAAAGAGCAGAGGGGCAGGAUAAAAUGACAGUGGAAGAAAAUUACACUCAUCAACAUAUUAUGUCUUAUUUGGUGCUCAGUUGGCACAAAUACUGGCAGUUAAGACUUUCUGUACCAGUAUCAUCUUCAAUAACGAAUCGUGCAUAAACCAAAAAACAUGAUCAAAAUAAAAAGCAGAUCUCACAUUUGGAGUAUGUGAGAGUUAUGUGAAAUCUGUGUGCUGAAUUUACUGUAUGAGUGUUCAUGUCGCUUACAUUUGGCAGAAGUGUCUGCAAUCAGUUUUGAUAAAGGUUCCAGGCACAUAAUCCAACUCAAUGAAUGUUGGCAUUCAGGAAGGAAACAAAUGAAUGUACAGAACUAAAUGCCUGCCACAUCUCUGACAAACUCGGAAACUCUAAUACAGUUUACUCAACAAUAGUAUCACUUGCCCCUCUCCUCAUUUCAGUUAGAUAACAUGUGCUAAAACGUAUUUCUUCGCUUUCACCUCCAGUUUCCCUCAGUAUUUGUCAUGGCUCAUGAGUAAUCAGCUGUCUUGUUAACAGGGAAAUUGAGUGUUCUGUGUUGGUAAACAAGUGAUUCUCCAGACCCUGCUGGGCUGCAACCCCUAUAACCUUU